Neltuma alba is the source of this 1306-nucleotide messenger RNA. RefSeq names its product protein HEAT-STRESS-ASSOCIATED 32-like. The coding region runs from base 217 to 1077 and encodes 286 amino acids. The record is from RefSeq and is a predicted model, not a curated record. Lineage: Eukaryota; Viridiplantae; Streptophyta; Magnoliopsida; Fabales; Fabaceae. The transcript is spliced from 5 exons.
UUAUCUCCUAAAAUCAAUCUUCUUGUCAUGUCCAUUUUUCAAAAGAAAACAAGGAUCGGAUAUAUAGUGUUAGUCGUAGAUUAUAAAAGAAUGACCACACCGAGAAACAAAAUUAGCUUCUGAAGAAAGAAAACCAAUUCCAGGCGAAUUUGAAUUUGUUUUCAACUUACAUUUCCUCUGCUUUACUAACUCGUGAAGCUCAGGCGGUCCUUCGAAAUGUCAGCUUACCGAUGGAAAAGCUUCGAGGAGAACGAGGAUCGCCCCGAGAAGCCUCGUCGCUACGGUGUCACUGAGAUGAGAGGUCCUCAUUAUUCGCUUUUAAAUCAGAAUGUUCUUCAGGAUAUUUUUGAGUCUAUGGGAGAAUUUGUUGAUGGAUUGAAGUUUUCUGGAGGUUCUCACAGCCUGAUCCCAAAGACCGUUAUUAAAGAAAUGAUUGACAUGGCCCAUCAGCAUGAUGUUUAUGUUAGUACAGGCAAUUGGGCUGAACAUAUGGUUGGGAAAGGUCCAUCAGCUUUUAAGGAAUAUAUUGAGGAAUGCAAGCAAUUGGGUUUUGAUACAAUUGAACUAAAUGUUGGCUCUUUAGGAGUUCCUGAAGAAACAUUUUUGAGAUUUGUUCGCAUGGUUAAAGGUGAUGGUCUGAAAGCUAAGCCCCAUUUUGAAGUGAAGUUCAACAAGUCUGAUAUUCCCAAAGGUGGCGAUAGGGCUUUUGGGGCUUAUGUUCCCCCAGCACCUCGAUCAUCUGAAUUUGUAGAAGAUGUGGAUCUCUUGAUCAGAAGGGCAGAGAGAUGUUUAGAAGCAGGAGCAGACAUGAUAAUGAUCGAUGCUGAUGAUAUCUGCAAACAUGCUGAUUCUAUGCGCGCGGACAUCAUUGCAAAGGUCAUAGGGCGGCUUGGUAUUGAGAAAAUUAUGUUUGAAGCAUCAAAUCAGAGAACAUCUGAGUGGUUUAUCAAGCGCUAUGGUCCCAACGUAAAUCUCUUUGUGGAUCACUCCCAUGUGAUGGAUGUGGAAUGCCUCCGAGGACGCAACUUGGGUAGGAAUCAUUCAUCUGUUCUUGGGUCAUCAUAUUUCCUGUUCUGAGGUGAUUGGGUGGUAUAUGGAUGUUGGGCCUUGUGUGACUUGUUGGUUUGGUUUAUGUAACUCGUGCUGUAAUAGUGAUGUCUCUUAGGUGGCAUGUUGUGCUAAACUGUGUGUGCUGUGCUCCUGCAAAACAAAGUAUAUUCCUUUAUCUUUUCGUUUUCAUUUUCCAAAAUGCUUGAUUGUGUGGUAUUUGUAAAUAAAUGAGUAAUGCGGUGGGGUUGAAACUAAA